Messenger RNA from Hevea brasiliensis (rubber tree), 1906 nucleotides. RefSeq names its product CBL-interacting serine/threonine-protein kinase 12. Gene Ontology annotation, biological process: protein phosphorylation; signal transduction. Gene Ontology annotation, molecular function: protein kinase activity; ATP binding. The transcript has a single exon. NCBI's taxonomy places the organism in Eukaryota, Viridiplantae, Streptophyta, Magnoliopsida, Malpighiales, Euphorbiaceae. The coding region runs from base 157 to 1611 and encodes 484 amino acids. The record is from RefSeq and is a predicted model, not a curated record.
UACUAGUAAUUUUCUUCACUUUCCAUCACUCACAGCCUCAAACAGCACAAUCCCAAACAGACCGGAAACCACCAAUCCAAUGCCUUAUCAUUAGCCCUCUUUUUCUUUUCCACCUAAAUCAAAUCAAAGCCCAAUUCUUCUCCCUCAAUUCCAUCUAUGGCGACCAAAAUCCAACCCAGUACCAAUAACCAGACUCUUCUUCUGGGUCGGUACGAGAUCGGCAAGCUUCUUGGCCAUGGAACCUUCGCCAAGGUCUACCAUGCCCGUAAUGUUAAGACCAACGAGAGCGUUGCCAUCAAAGUUAUUGACAAAGAGAAGAUUCUUAAGGGGGGUCUUAUGGCUCAUAUCAAGCGUGAAAUCUCCAUUCUCCGCCGUGUUCGCCACCCUAAUAUAGUUCAGCUUUUUGAGGUCAUGGCCACCAAGGCCAAGAUCUAUUUCGUUAUGGAAUACGUUCGCGGUGGUGAAUUGUUUAAUAAGGUCGCUAAGGGAAGGUUAAAAGAGGAGGUGGCUCGGAAAUAUUUCCAGCAAUUGAUAUCUGCUGUCUCGUUUUGUCAUGCCAGAGGCGUGUUUCAUCGAGAUCUCAAGCCGGAAAAUCUCUUGCUUGAUGAGAAUGGUAACUUGAAAGUCUCUGAUUUCGGCCUUAGUGCGGUCUCCGAUCAGAUUAGACAAGAUGGUUUGUUUCAUACAUUUUGUGGGACACCGGCAUAUGUUGCGCCGGAAGUUCUGGCGAGAAAAGGGUACGAUGCUGCGAAAGUGGAUAUCUGGUCUUGUGGGGUGAUUUUGUUUGUGUUGAUGGCUGGUUACUUGCCAUUCCAUGACCAGAAUAUCAUGGUCAUGUACAAGAAGAUCUAUAAGGGUGAGUUUAGGUGUCCUAGAUGGUUCUCUCAGGAGCUCAUUAGACUCCUCUCGAGGCUUCUUGACACAAACCCUGAAACUCGAAUCACGAUCCCCGAGAUAAUGGAGAAUAAGUGGUUCAAAAAGGGGUUCAAGCAUAUCAAAUUUUACAUUGAGGAUGAUAAAGUUUUUAGUUUUGACGUUGAGGGAGAACAGGAUGAUGCGGGCUCCUCCUCCGACCAAUCACUGUCCGAAUCAGAAUCUGAAAUGGAAACUCGAAGAAGGGUUACUUCAUUACCUAGACCUGCAAGUUUGAAUGCUUUUGACAUUAUAUCCUUCUCGCCUGGGUUUGAUUUAUCUGGGUUGUUUGAAGAGGGUGGAGAGGGAUCGAGAUUUGUUUCAGGGGCUCCUGUAUCCAAGAUUAUAUCAAAACUGGAGGAAAUUGCUAAAGUUGUGAGUUUUACAGUGAGGACAAAGGAUUGCAGAGUAAGUUUGGAAGGGUCUAGAGAAGGUGUCAAAGGUCCAUUAACAAUUGCAGCUGAGAUAUUUGAGUUAACACCAAAAUUAGUGGUGGUGGAGGUUAAGAAGAAAGGAGGGGAUAGAGGGGAGUAUGAGGAGUUCUGUAACAAGGAAUUGAAGCCUGGGUUGCAGAAGUUGAUGCAGGAGGAAUCUGAAACUGCUGAAGCUGCUUCUUCACAAUCACCUACUGAAGCUUUACAAGUACCUACUGAACCAUUACCCCCUGAUUCUACACAUUUACCUUCGGAUACUGAAUAGAGAGAGAAAAGAAAAGGGUAUGCUUUUCUCUCUCCUUUUGCUAAUUUGCUUUGCUAAAGCUUUGUAUGAUAUUAUUUUUUUUUCUUGGUUUUUUUCAUUUUCUUUGAUUUUUCUGUUGUGCUUCUUAGGUGAUUAGCUGCUAAUAUAUUACAUAUCCUUUUCUUGUAUCGAGAAAGAGUAGAGUAGAUUAAAGAGAAUGGAAUACACUUUUCUGCUUGUCCUGGCAAUUUUAGUGAUGACUUGUGUGUGUCAUAUAUAUGUAUCAUAAAUGAGGGAAUGAAGUUUCCUUUUAGAA